Messenger RNA from Saccharomyces mikatae IFO 1815, 2994 nucleotides. It is a transcript of the gene NMA111, whose product is annotated as Nma111p. Gene Ontology annotation, biological process: proteolysis. NCBI's taxonomy places the organism in Eukaryota, Fungi, Ascomycota, Saccharomycetes, Saccharomycetales, Saccharomycetaceae. Gene Ontology annotation, molecular function: protein binding; serine-type endopeptidase activity. The transcript has a single exon. The record is from RefSeq and is a predicted model, not a curated record. The coding region runs from base 1 to 2994 and encodes 997 amino acids.
AUGACUAUAUCGUUGAGCAACAAAAAAAAAAGAGACUAUGCCAAAAUCUCUGAUGAAAUUUCAACUGAAACAUCGCCAGUAAAAAGGAAACAGUUGGAAAGCGCCCCCGGAGACCAAGAGGAAGAAUACACAGACCAUGAGAUCAUCAUAGAACCCUUGCAUUUUGCCAAUAAUAAUAACGCCGUGCUAACAGAUUCAGAAAAUUAUCUAAGAUGGCAAAAUACAAUCUCCAAUGUUGUGAAAUCAGUGGUUUCUAUUCAUUUUUCACAAGUCGCUCCAUUCGAUUGCGAUUCAGCUUUAGUUUCUGAAGCUACCGGAUUUGUAGUGGACGCGAAGCUGGGUAUUAUUUUGACCAAUAGACACGUUGUUGGGCCUGGUCCCUUUGUGGGUUACGUAGUUUUUGAUAACCAUGAGGAGUGUGAUGUUAUACCAAUUUACAGAGAUCCGGUUCACGAUUUUGGAUUUCUAAAAUUUGAUCCAAAAAAGAUAAAAUACUCUAAGAUCAAAGCGCUAGCACUAAAACCAAGUUUGGCUAAGGUCGGCUCAGAAAUCAGAGUUGUUGGUAAUGAUGCCGGUGAGAAAUUAAGUAUCCUAGCAGGUUUCAUAAGUAGGAUCGACAGAAAUGCACCAGAAUACGGAGAGCUAACAUAUAACGAUUUUAAUACUGAGUACAUCCAAGCAGCUGCUUCUGCAUCCGGAGGUUCAAGUGGAUCUCCAGUGGUAAAUAUAGACGGAUAUGCAGUGGCUUUACAAGCUGGCGGUUCUACAGAAGCAUCCACUGACUUUUUUUUACCUUUAGAUAGAAUUUUGAGAGCAUUAAUUUGCAUUCAAACCAGCAAACCUAUCACACGUGGUACGAUCCAGGUUCAAUGGUUAUUAAAGCCCUACGACGAGUGUAGAAGGUUAGGUUUGACUUCUGAAAGGGAAAGUCAGGCUCGUGCUAAAUUUCCCGAGAAUAUUGGGCUCUUGGUGGCCGAAACCGUUUUGAGAGAAGGCCCCGGUUAUGAUAAAAUCAAAGAAGGUGAUACUCUAAUUUCAAUAAAUGAUGAGACUAUAUCUUCCUUCAUGCAAGUAGAUAGGAUCCAAGAUGAAAAUGUUGGGAAGGAAAUCAAGCUAAUUAUUCAAAGAGGUGGUGUCGAACAUACCAUUGUUUGUAAAGUUGGUGACUUACACGAUAUCACCCCUCAUCGUUAUGUAGAGGUUUGUGGUGCCACUUUUCAUGAACUAUCAUAUCAAAUGGCAAGAUUUUAUGCUCUACCUGCCAGAGGUGUAUUUUUAAGUAGUGCAUCAGGGUCCUUCAACUUUGAUUCAAAGGAAAGGGUGGGUUGGAUUGUAGAUUCCAUAAAUAACAAAGAAACACCUGAUUUGAACACAUUUAUUGAAAUUAUGAAAACUAUUCCGGACCGUAAGCGUGUUACUGUACGAUACCAUCACCUGACAGAUCAGCAUUCUCCACUUGUUACAUCUAUUUACAUUGACCGCCAUUGGUGCAAUGAAUUCAGAGUUUAUACAAGAAAUGAUACAACCGGUAUUUGGGAUUUCCAUAAUGUUGCGGAUCCACUUCCUGCUGAGCCAUUGAAACCUCGUUCGGCCAAAAUUAUCCCUAUUCCUGUCAAUAAUGAAAAAAUUGCGAAGUUAUCGUCAUCUUUGUGUACAGUGGCGACAAUGGCAGCAGUUCCACUGGAUUCACUUUCCGCUGAUAUUUUGAAGACAUCUGGUUUGAUUGUUGAUGCGGAAAAAGGUUAUGUCCUUGUUUCUAGAAGGGUAGUCCCACACGACUGUCUUGAUACCUUUGUUACCAUUGCAGAUUCGCUUGUAGUACCGGCAACAGUGGAAUUUCUUCACCCAACUCACAAUUUUGCUAUUGUGAAAUACGAUCCAAAAUUAGUAAAGGCUCCAUUAAUUACCCCCAAAUUGUCUACCACAAGAAUGAAACGUGGUGAUAAGCUUCAAUUUAUAGGUUUUACCCAGAAUGAUAGAAUCGUGACUUCAGAGACAACUGUCACCGACAUUUCCUCUGUUAGUAUCCCAAGUAACCUAAUUCCGAGAUAUCGUGCUUCUAACUUAGAAGCUAUUUCUAUUGACUGUAAUGUUAGUACUAGAUGUAAUUCUGGUAUUUUAACAGAUGACGACGGUACAGUAAGAGGUUUGUGGCUUCCAUUUCUAGGCGAAAGAUUAGAAAAUAAAGAGAAAGUUUAUUUGAUGGGCUUAGAUAUAAUGGAUUGCCAGGAAGUUAUAGAUAUUUUGAAGAAUGGUGGCAAACCAAGAGUAAGUAUAGUCGAUGCUGGAUUUGGUUCUAUCUCCGUUUUACAAGCUAGAAUUAGAGGAGUACCAGAAGAAUGGAUAAUGCGUAUGGAACAUGAAUCAAAUAAUAGAUUGCAGUUUAUCACUGUUUCCAGAGUUUCUUAUACAGAAGAUACAGUUCAUUUAGAGACCGGUGAUGUUAUUUUAUCUGUAGAUGGUAGGUUGGUUACUGAAAUGAAUGAUUUGAACGGAGUUGUAAGCUCAGCUGAUGGUAUUCUACCGCCAGCUAUACUGGAUUUCAAAGUUGUUCGUGAUGGUAACAUUGUUGAUCUGAAAAUCAAAACUGUAGAAGUUCAGGAAACUGACCACUUCGUAAUAUUUGCAGGUAGCAUCUUACAAGAACCACAUCAUGCAGUUUUACAAGCCAUGGUUGAUGUUCCAAAAGGCGUCUAUUGUACUUUCAGAGGAGAAUCGUCACCGGCACUCCAAUACGGUAUAUCUGCUACGAACUUCAUUACACACGUCAAUGAAAUUGAAACACCUAAUCUAGAUAUAUUUUUGAAGGUUGUCAAAACUAUUCCCGAUAAUAGUUAUUGUAAAAUGAGAUUAAUGACUUUUGAUAACGUCCCCUUUGCUAUCUCACUGAAAACAAAUUAUCACUAUUUCCCAACUGCAGAAUUGAAGAGAGACAACAUCACACAUAAGUGGAUUGAAAAGGAAUUUACCGGUAACAGCCAGAGCGAAAAAUAG